Molecule: messenger RNA, 2331 nt
Organism: Rhinocladiella mackenziei CBS 650.93
Lineage: Eukaryota; Fungi; Ascomycota; Eurotiomycetes; Chaetothyriales; Herpotrichiellaceae
Exons: 1
Coding region: 1-2331 (776 amino acids)
Biological process (GO): DNA-templated transcription; regulation of DNA-templated transcription
Molecular function (GO): DNA-binding transcription factor activity, RNA polymerase II-specific; DNA binding; zinc ion binding
Source: RefSeq, a predicted model, not a curated record
AUGGCAGAUGACGCUGCCCACACCACGAGAAAACGUAAACGAGCAUUCAAAGCUUGUCAAAGAUGCAAUUCCCGCAAAGUGAAAUGUGACGCUGCUCAAACAGGAGUACCAUGUUCCCGAUGUCGCGUCGACGGCGCACAGCGAUGUGAAUUCAUCAACUCAAGACGAGGUAAAUAUGAUCGCCGGCGAUCAAAGUCAAAAACUAUGCCUGUGAACGUCUCACCUAGUGUUAUAGGUAGGGACCCAGGGACUGCGCAGCACAGAGCUGACCAUCAUGCCGUCUCUGAGACGACUCCGUCACCCAUAUCUCCAGAACCAAAUACAGCGGCUGGACAUACUUCGCUCGGUACUUCGCCGGCCCAAGGCAUUAACACUCGCUCAUUGACCGUCGUGGAAGAGCCAGGCCCGUCCAGAAGCAAUUCGCUGGCAUUGAUGUUUGAGAAUUUUUUGAAACAGCAAGGCCGUGAUUCUGAAUGCCUUGUGGGGAAAUAUGGCCUCGUCUUGAUGGGAGACUCUUCCCCUCUCACGUUUGCUCUCAAAGAGUUACAGCCUGAAAAGAGAGCUAAGCCGACUGCCCCUUAUGACGGUUCUGUGGCAUCACCGGAGAUUCGCGAACAAGAAAGAAGCCCACGACACCAUCGGUCUACUAGUCAUCCCUCGCACCUGGCUACAGCAGACAUCGCGUACCUUAAGGCCAAGGGUGCCUUCACUACACCAACGCCAGAGUGCUUGAAUGCUCUCAUCGAGACCUUCAUCGAGAAAUUCUACCCCUUGUAUUCCAUCGUCAACAAGUCUGAAUUCCUCAAGCAGUAUCAAUCAGGAAGUCUUCCCUGGAUCCUGCUCCAAGCAGCAUGUCUCAUCGGUGCAACAUAUUGCGAAAUAGGCGUCAUCAAAACCGGAGGCUUCAAAACUCGCCAGAGCGCUCGUCGCUUUUUCUACGAUAAAGCUAAAGUCCUGUACGACGUGGGCUAUGAAACAAAUAGCGUCGUCCUGCUUCAGGCCAUCAUCAUUCUCACCUUCUGGGGCCCUGAUAUGAAGAGUUACUGGAAUCCGUGCUCGUGGGUCGGGGUGGCAGUGACCAUAGCAGAAUCUUUGGCCUUGCAUCGCUCGACGGGGUUCUCCAUGUCUCAUCAUCGAAACCAAGGAUUACUGAGAAGAAUAUGGUGGACCAUCGCUGUCCGAGAUGCCUAUUGCGGUACUCUCCUCGGCCGACCCUUCAGAGUCAACAUGGGUCACUGUGAUGCCGACAUGUUGACCGUAGACGAUUUUGAUGGGGAUGAUGAAUCCCCAGGAUCCCAGCCUAGUUCCCAAAACGACCCGCGCCAUCUUUCCACCCUGUACCAAAUCGCAUUGGCCAAAUUGUCCCUUAUCCUCAGGCAGAUCAUCAACGUGCGAUUCAACGUGGGCUUCUCUGCAACGCCGCAGAGUCUCCAUGAAAUGCUUCGCUGCUGGCGCGCCGAGUUGCCCUCUGCCAUCAAUUGGCCUGACCACGGCUCACCUUCGACCUCCAUCUUUUCCGAAAGCCUCAAAAUUCUAUUUCAUCAUCAUCUGAUUUUCGUCUACCUUUCGCGCCGCGAGGCCGUUCAGUCUAACGCCAUAUUCAACGGUGAUGACGGUGACUACAACUACAUCGAUUCGGACCCCGAGACUUCCGAAAUCGCCGAAUCUGCCGCCCAAACCAUCGCCUCGACGUCAGUCCAUCUCAUGACCAAGUCCCUAGUUCGUUCGCUGCCGCAAGAGGUUUUUCUUGCCUUCUUCGUCGCGGGAAUCGUCUUUUUCCGCUUCAUGAAAAGAUCGCAAUCACAACCACACAAACAGCUUAUCGCACGGCUCGGCCAAGCGGCGCUGGAUCAUUGCCGGAUCGUGCUCAACGAGGUAGGCAAUUGCUGGGAGCCUGCAUUCUGGGGCAUGCGGAUCUUCGAUUUCCUCCUUGCGGGAAUUAGGAAGAGUGGUGCGGCGGAGAGUAACGAGGCUUCAUCUUCAGCGGCCGAACAGCACCAGCAGAUGUCAGCAGUCUCAACUGGGAGCACAGCCGCCGAUACAACACCAUCCGCCACUACAGGGCCUGGUACGGAUACAAAUGCAAUGUACGACAAUAUGAUGAACCCCCCCGAUUGCUUUGCUUUGCAAAAUACCUUCGAAAUGGGCCCGGCGAUCCACGAUCUCUGCAACGCCGCUCAACAACGACAGCUUGAUAUGAAUUUGACGACGCAGCUCUACGACCGAUUUCAAGAUCCUAAGAAUUAUUUUAUGAUGCCGACAGCAAUGUCGUUUGGGACACCGAAUUCAGGAGGUGGUGGAUAUGAUCAUUUCGACAUGUCGCAGUGGUGA